CUCAAGUCCAAUAAAGACCAACGACAUCACAGGCUUGUAAAGUCUAUUAUAGAUAUUGAAGUGAGACGUUUAGACUUUUAAAGACUUUUCCUGAUGGACUGAGAGAUUUGUACCAAGUCAGCCUCUGGGACUUGUAAGUCUAUAGGUUACUUCUGCUGACUGACUAUGAUUUCAGAAAUGACACGCCGCUGGGAGCCUUUUACUGCCAUCACAGCAUGGGCAUUCUUAGGCCUAGUCUCCGCCCAUGCCCAAGAAUAUUUGGGGUAUGGCCUAGAUGCCCCUGGUGACUACUGCCCCACCUACAUCAAUUACAUCACAGAAUACAAGACAGAGUUGAAGCACGUCACACAAUACGAGACGGUCUACCACACGAAUUUCGUAGCCAGCACCGUCGUCCAGCCCGUCUACAAGACGAUCUACAACACGAAAUUCGACACGAAAGUCGUCCCGAAAUACGUCUCCACGACCCACUACUCCACGCACGUCGAAAAUAUAGUCGGCUACAAGACCAAAUACCAGACGUCGUAUUUCGACGAGUACGUCACCGAGACGAACUACGUCGAGAAGUACGUCACGGAUACGGUCUACCAGACAGUCUAUCUGACGCAGAUCGCGUACAAGACGGAGCUGACGACAGUGUUAUCGCCGUCUUACGUGACGUCGACUCGGUACGCGUAUCAUACGGCGUAUAAGACGGAGUACCGACCGAAGCAUAAGACUGUCGUGGUCACGAUGCCGGCUUAUGUGACUGUCUGUCCUGAUGUGGAUUACUGGUGAAUUUUAUUUUGAAAUUUUUAAUUCAGUCAUUAAAUUCUUUAGGUUUUUAUUAUGGUUUGUCUGUUGAAUGUUUGUUUUGAAUUUAUUUUCUAAAUUUCAACUUUCUUAAUUAUAAAGUUUAUCAUUUAAUUUUUAUUUUUCUUUUAUCUUAUUAGAAAGGUUUGACUGGCGAAUGUUUGUUUUUAAUGUCUUAUUUUCAAAAUUUUAAAGGUCUAUAUUUUGAAUUUCAUCACUUAAUAUGUUAUCUUUAUUUAUUUUUUAGAAAGGUUUGGCUGUUGGAUAUUUGAUAUUGAAUUAAAUUUAAUCUAUUUUGGAAAGUGUGCUUGUUUACUUAUGUGUGUGUGUGU
Molecule: messenger RNA, 1124 nt
Organism: Macrobrachium nipponense
Lineage: Eukaryota; Metazoa; Arthropoda; Malacostraca; Decapoda; Palaemonidae
Exons: 2
Coding region: 166-777 (203 amino acids)
Source: RefSeq, a predicted model, not a curated record